This is a messenger RNA of Xiphias gladius (swordfish), 2366 nucleotides long. RefSeq names its product chromosome 7 C19orf54 homolog (gene actmap). NCBI's taxonomy places the organism in Eukaryota, Metazoa, Chordata, Actinopteri, Istiophoriformes, Xiphiidae. The coding region runs from base 305 to 1222 and encodes 305 amino acids. The transcript is spliced from 7 exons. The record is from RefSeq and is a predicted model, not a curated record.
GAUCCGGUUAUGAACACGGGAACAAAAAAAAGCGGGAGCGGCUCCUGCCAAAUAUGGGUAAAACGCAAACCCGGUGCCGUUAGCUGACCGCGGCAGUCCGGAGAUCGGGGGCAGGAUCCAGUAGGGUAAAUACUACGAGUUAACAACUGUGAAUAAGCGAUAACAGUUUAUUGGAGAGGAUUUCUUGCACCUCGGGUUCCACCCAAAUAGCACUCAGAACCGAGUUAGGAUAACGACCCUCGUUUCUCGCCCUGCUUGUAGGCAACAGCUAAGCUCUAGGUGGGGGUACCCAAGAAGGAGCUGAAUGAAAAUGUCAGUGGAGUGCCCCCUGUCACCUCCUCCUCCUCCACCUGCUCCAGGUCCUCCACCACCACCACCACCUCCUCCUCCUCCAGCCUCAGCACACAAAAAGAAGCUGUAUCAGACUAUAGCCAGCAGCAGGAGUCCGGUAGAGGGGGACCACACAGAGGCCCGCUUACUGCUCAGUCAGAGGGACAGCAGUUUUAGGAAGGACUUACAGUGGAUACUGGCCAACAUAUACGUGCCUUCUCUCAUCCAGGAUGGUCCACAGUGUGGUCUGGUGGCGUUGUGGAUGGCUGCUCACCUUCGACAGAGUAUUGACAUGGAAACUGUGGUUCAGACAGCACUGAGCAGGGGAUACACGACACAGGGUGAAAUGUUUUCAGCUAACAACAUGGCCCUGCUGGCAGAAGAGGUUUGUGGCUGUAAGGCAGAACUGCUGUCUGGAGGUUUAAGUGGUAACAAUGCUGCAGCCAUCAUCACACACCUGUGGGGGAGACAGCCUGUUCUCAUCCCAUAUGAUGAGGACUACAACCAUGAGCCAUGCCAGCGUAGCGGCCACAGGGCACACUGGGCAGUCGCUUCAGGUGUUCUCCUCGGUUUGGACCAGGGGAGUGUGAGCGAACAGUGCCUUCAGUCUGAUCCAAGUCUGCCCUGGCUCUACCUGCCCAGUCACUCCAGUUUCCCUUGUCCCGUCAGCGGCACGGGACUCAGAGAGGUUUACAUCCUUGCUAAGCAGGGUAAAAGCCUGCGCUACCAGCUGUGGCGUUUGGACAGCGUAGCUCAGAGCAACGAGCAACUGAGGACGAUGGACCCUCAGAGAACCAACGACGGGACCCAGUAUGUGGUUCCUCAAGGAGGGGUGGAGGCCGGGCUGGCUGGACAGGCCGUGCUGCUCCACACGAGGACACGGCAGCAGUAAUAAGUUAGACGCUGCUGGCCAAGAGGACCCAGCUUGGAUGCAACAUGCAAUCGAGAACAUGCAGGGAACAAUCCAAGUUUUAAUUCGCCGUGAGGCAUCACUCUGAAUUCUUACGGUGCAAUGUGAGUGAUCCUACAGUAGAACCCAUGUAGGUAAAAAAUGGGCUCAUACAGAUGUGGAUCCAGGAACAGUCUUGUUUCAGCUUGACUACUCUAUACUUUGGAAUGUAUCCAACAGGGCUUUGAAAAGGGCUUCAAAAGUGAAUUUCACACAAAAGUAAAGAUAAAGUAUGUGCGACAGUUCUGGUGCAGCAUGAUUGUUGAUCAUAUUAGGGGUGGGUGAUAUAAAUUUGUCAACCGCCACGAGAUUUCGCUUAACUCAGGGCGCGAUCUCCUUUUCUCUGGUUGCAUAAGGCCUUUGUGGGCAAUGUUGUGGGUUAAUAAUAUAAUGAUAAACAAGAGGCUCUUGGACUUGUCCCGCCAUGAUAUCCAUGACAAAAGAACAGUCAUGCUCAGAGUAUUAGUGGCAGUUACCUCAUUAAUAUGUAGCAAGGCAUACCAAAAUCUAAUCAGAUCAUGUGCUCCAUAUGGACUACCUGUGGUCUAAGUAUGAAUGUAUCCAGCUUGACGACAUAAUGUCCAGCAUACCCAUGUAGCAUGGCAUUAGGACAUAAAAUAUAAUGGGUUUACAGGGAUUUUACACACACUUGAUGAAGUACCUUGAACUUUGAAUUAUUUAACUGACUGAAUAAGCCAAAAAUCAAGAAAAUCCAACUGGGGAAUUUUGUGUCUCAGUUGAAUUCCCAGGACAUGUUCUAAAUCACAAUAUAAAAUUACAUAUAAAGGUGAUAGAAGAUUUUAUCCAUGUCAAACGGCCUUACACCAUUUCAACACCGUUAUGUAAACUGAGAAACUGCGGUUUUCUAUGGAAUAUUAUAUUUUUGUGUUGCAGGCUAACAACGUGAUGAACUUUUAUCAUCACUGACUGAAUGGAAUAUAUUUAUAAAAUAAAUAGUUGAAAUUCUCGAGUUAUUAUUUCGUCAGUUAAAUUCACAGCCUGCCUGUAGAUAUUUUGGGAUCUUCAGUAAAAGAAAUAUUGAAACUCUGAAAUCAACGUAGGUUUGAGAUUUAAAGAACCGUGUGAU